AUGGAGCCGGAAGAAAAGAAGAUCUCGGUGUGGAUUUGCCAGGAGGAGAAGUUAAUCUCGGGCCUCACCAAACGGACCACUUGCUCGGAUGUGGUGCGGGUCCUUUUGGAGGAGAGCAAGCAGCGGCGCAGGCGUCGGCUGCAGCAGCAGCAGCAGCAGGCAUCGCUGCAGGAGUGCGGCGGCGGGAUGUUGUCGGGGCUCCCGCAGUCUUACUGCAUCGUGGAGAAGUGGAGGGGCUUUGAGAGGAUCUUGCCCAACAAGACCAAGAUCCUGAGGCUCUGGGCGGCCUGGGGCGACGAGCAGGAGAACGUGCGCUUCGUGCUGGUGCGCAGCGAGGCGUCCUUGCCCAACACCGGACCCAGGAGUGCCGAGGCCAGGGUGGUGCCCAGCAGGGACAGUCCGGGAUGUCACGGCUUAGGGGUUACAGCCCGGGCCAGCCUGGCUUUGAGCCAGGAACGGCAGCGGCGUGUGGUAAGGAAAGCCUUCCGCAAGUUGGCCAAGAUCAACAAGAGGAAGGGACAGCCGCAGCUCGAGGAGCCGCCGGCCAAGGAAGCCCCGGCGGGCGAAAGGAUGGAGACUCUGGUGCAUCUGGUCCUUUCGCAGGACCACACCAUCCGGCAGCAGAUCAAGCGGCUCCGCGACUUAGACCGGGAGAUCGACCGCUACGAGGCGAGGAUUCAUUUCGACCGCAUGAAACGCCACGGGGUUAACUACGUGCAGGACACCUACUUGGUGGGAGAAGAGCCGGAGCCCUUCGCGGGAGAGCAGGAGCUAAAGUCUCCCGCAGGGGCGGCCCCAAUAGCGGCUUCGACGGCGGCGGGGGAGUUAGAGCAGCCGUCGUCCGGCAGCGAGGACUUGGAGGAGUACGCGUGGAAGUGCGAGCAGGUGGCUCGGGUGCAGGAGCAGUGGCGCCGCCAGGAGGAGCUGAUCGAGCAUUUGGCCGGCGAGAUCCAGGAGGAGCUGAACGAGCGCUGGAUGAGGCGGCGCCGGGAAGAGCUGGCAGCCGCCAAGGGCUCCAGCACCAGCCUCUCCGAGACGGACUGCAACACCACCGAGCUGAGCGGCGGCGGCGGCGAGCUCCACGUGGAGCAGGAGCGCAUCAAGACGCAGUUGAGCACCAGCCUCUACAUCGGGCUGCGCCUCAACACGGAUUUGGACGCCGUGAAGUCGGACUUGGAAUUUACGCAGCGCGCCUGGGGCGAUAAAGAGCGGGAGCUCCAGCGCUUGCUCGAUUCCCUGGAGUCCUUACACGUGGAGGGGGAAGGGGAGGAGGAGGAGGAGGAGGAGGAAACGGCGGUGGCGGACGAGCGACGGGACCUCCCUUUCAAUCCGGGCGAGGAGCUGCCCGCCUCAGUCCCGAUCACCUCGGGAAAUUGGGGUGAGGAAGCCGCCCGCAGUUUGAGUAAAGACUGCGAGGAUCGUGAAGACGAAGAUUCCGACACGGGCUUGAGUUCUAUGCACAGCCAGGACUCGGACUCGGUGCCCGUGUGCGAAUCCCUCGUGUAGCAAUUUUCCUUCCGCCCCUCUUUCUCUCUUCUCCCGGUCUUUUCCUUCCCAUCAUCUCAGGGACUGCAAAGUUGUGUUUCCUCCCGUUUUGACCAUCGUUGCCCGAGUUUCCAUUGGUGCAAAAUGCUUCGAUUAAGAAUUCCUGCUUUUCCUCCCGUUUCUGAUCAAGUGUAUUGCAAUACAUUGUAAUAAUGCAGGAUCCAAUCUGGGUCGGUAACCGGGACCAUUGUAGUAAUCAUGACGGUGGUUCAGUAUAGGCCAUUUCUGUUCAAAUAAUUAA
Molecule: messenger RNA, 1786 nt
Organism: Thamnophis elegans (Western terrestrial garter snake)
Lineage: Eukaryota; Metazoa; Chordata; Lepidosauria; Squamata; Natricidae
Gene: RASSF10
Product: Ras association domain family member 10
Exons: 1
Coding region: 1-1506 (501 amino acids)
Biological process (GO): signal transduction
Source: RefSeq, a predicted model, not a curated record